GGAGGGCGCUCUCAGCUCCACUCACAGCUUGUGUUUUGGGAGGUUGUGGUCAAGAGGACAGCUGCAGACCUUCCACGCACAGUCAUCCUUUCACGUUACCUCCACCACGCACUGUGAGCACUACACCAUAGUCAGACCCACGCAGCAACAUGGACUACACUAUCCGUGCAGCCAACGUGGAGGACUGCAAGGACAUCGCGCGGAUGAUCAUGGAGUUGGCUGAAUAUGAGAAAGUCUCAGAGCAUGUGAAAAUCACACAGAGAGACUUAGAGCAGGAUGGCUUCUCCAAGAACCCGUUCUUCCAUGGGAUCAUCGCUGAGGUGCCGGAUCAGCACAAAACCAAAGAUGGUCAUACGAAGAUCGGAUAUGCACUUUACUUCUAUGCCUACAGCUCAUGGACGGGCAGAGCUGUUUACAUGGAGGACUUGUAUGUGAUGCCUGACUUCAGAGGGAAGGGCAUUGGCAAAGCACUUAUGAGCAAGGUAGCUCAGCUGGGCAUGGCUGCCGGCUGCAACCAGAUCAACUUCACCGUCCUGGACUGGAACAAACCAUCUGUGGACUUUUACCUCAGCCAGGGCAGCUAUAACGUCACAACUACGCAGGGCUACCACCUUAUGCGCUGCGAAGGAGAGGCAUUGGAGCGCCUGGCCCAACCCUAACCAAACUCCGGGUUUAUAACGGCAUGACCUUUGAAACCAUUAGGUCACAGUGCAGGGAUAGAGCACCUCUCAGUGGCCCCGUUCCAAAACUUGAUGAUGACAAUCGUUGAGCCGAUCUCUGUCAAAGCAGAUGAUCAAAAUAAUUGACUGUUUGUUAAACCCAGCCCCCAAAGUUACUGUAACUACACCUGUCAAGUUUUCCAUGCUAGGACGGUACAUAUGCGGUUUACAAUCAUUCCAACACUGUCUCAUGUACUUCACAUACAGGUACACAAAAGCAGGUUUCUCAUUUAAAGCUGAUGUCUGUCAACAACUGGUAGAUUUUAUUAGCGGUACUUAGCUAACGUUAGCUAAUGAGCUGACACCAGCUCACUGAACUGGAUGAAAACUCCAUCUACAGUUGUAGUUAGCUAGCGUUAGCUAAUUAGCCAACUUUUUAAGCUUCAAGCUGAAACCAAGAACCCUUUAAAAAGUACACAUGAUGGCGACAUACGUGAUUUAUUGCUAAAAGACUGAGUGUUGCAGGCAAAAAGUCUACUAGAUCUGCUGGAGUGGAAACUUUCAGGACAGAACCGCUAACGUUAGCCUAAACUAACUAAGGCCCCGAUCAUACAGAAAGCGUUUUGCAAGCUAGCAACCACCCCAUCACCUCCUUACACUAAACUUCCUGUGUAUUGAAUCUACUGUUUUUUCCCCCCAGUAGUUAGUAACUAGUUCCUAAAAUGUUGAGGCAGAGGGUACUUGCUGUAGCUCUGGUUGAGGGUGAGAGGCUGUCAGUAAAUAGUUUGUUGGGCACAGAUAAAUGGAGAUCUGUGUGGGUACGUGAGACCCUAAAAAAGAGGUGGGUCAUGGGGAGUACCACCAGUUGGUCCAGGAGCUUCUCCUUGAUAAUGGCGGUUUCCAGGCAUAUUUUAGGAUGUCUCUGGGAAAGUUUAACAACUUGCUGUCUAUAGUCGGGCUGUAUUUUCCUGGGUAUCUGACAACCACUGCCACCAGUUUCUUCCAUUGUUUACCAACUGUAAACUUGUCGUCGUGACCACCACAGAAGGCCCGCCUCUCAAAUCAUCCGAUUGGACAAUGGGGAAAAGACGAUGAAAGAGAUGAUGAGCGUGCUUUUCCGCUCUGAGUUGAAGUUUCUUCAACUCAAGGAGUUUAGAACCCUCCGGCAAAAACGGCAGGCGCCAAGAGUGUCGAAAUGCAAGGUGCAUCGCAAUGCAAAAACAGCGAGCAAAACCCUUCAUUCACAUUAAAAACAAUUACAAAAAGGCGCAUCCAGGUGCUAAAAUGCUUUCUGUGUGAUUGGGGACGAAAGCAGCAUUUUGGCUCCCACACAGUGGAUGCUCCCGUCCAAUUUAACUUAACAAUAACUGCUGAUUUUAAGCUAGUUAGCCAGGCAUGCUUAGUUGGCAGCUUACGUUAGCGUUUUUGGUUUUGGUAUGGCUAAAAGCAAAAGACACAACCCCUCAAACUCUUUAGAUAGAGUGAGUUACCCUUAAGUAGGACACUGCCUCAGUGGGACACCAAAGCCCUAGUGGGUGUAGGUCUUCCUCAAACAAAUGUAAAUCAAUAAAACCAGGAGUUAACACAAGCUGUCUCACAGAUGUAUCAGUGUCCCACAUUUCCGACAUGACUGUCCCACAUUAGGAGAUGCAUAUUUGUCUGAGCUACCUUGGCACUGACGGCACUGAUGUGUCUACCAUUUAUUUUCAUAAGUAAGAUAGCUGCAUUUUGUUUUUUGGUUUUCUUUGGACACAUCUUGGAGAUGUCGGAAUUUUGCCACAAUUUAUUCCAGAAGUCUGAAAUGCUUUACCCACGAGGCAUCGCUCUUACUUCAGCAUCAUGCACUCUGCUUCAACAUGUACCUGCUGUGCCUUGUUGUGGUUUGAUGUGGGUUUAAACAAACAGUCAAUUGGCUUAUUAUUUAGUAAGGAUGCAGUUUUAAGUAUUGGAAUGGGGCCUACGCAAUAUAUUUAAAUAGUACGGAACCGAGGCACUGAAAUUUGUGUUUUGUGUUUUUCCCUUGUGAUAUGUUACGACCCAGAGCACCUUUGAUUUUGGUGUUAAGUGGAUCAGAUAACCUAACCUCUCUUCUUAAUGAAUAAAUGUAGAAUAUAUGGGCGAGACGAGAAAGGUCCGACGGGAGUGUGCAGGUGUGUGGUGGUGGGGUUUAUAGAGAAAGUCUUAGAACACAAUCAUCUUUAAAUGAUGUUUUUGUUUUUGCACAAAGAUCCAGAAAAACUUUACGCAUUGCAAAGCCAAGAUGUAUGUUUUAUUGUAUGACUGCUGGAAAAGGUUGAGUUUUUAGUAUCGUAUCCCUUUAAAUGUAUUAUAAACUAUGACAACAGCAACCAAAGAGUCAGUCACCUCUCCCCUCGUCUUCCAGAGGAGGAGCUGUAAAGCUGUUGUGAAGCACAA
Molecule: messenger RNA, 3074 nt
Organism: Epinephelus fuscoguttatus (brown-marbled grouper)
Lineage: Eukaryota; Metazoa; Chordata; Actinopteri; Perciformes; Serranidae
Gene: sat2a.1
Product: spermidine/spermine N1-acetyltransferase family member 2a, tandem duplicate 1
Exons: 6
Coding region: 150-659 (169 amino acids)
Molecular function (GO): N-acetyltransferase activity
Source: RefSeq, a predicted model, not a curated record